This is a messenger RNA of Colletotrichum tamarilloi, 438 nucleotides long. RefSeq lists its product as uncharacterized. The transcript is spliced from 3 exons. Lineage: Eukaryota; Fungi; Ascomycota; Sordariomycetes; Glomerellales; Glomerellaceae. Bases 1 to 438 code for a protein of 145 amino acids. The record is from RefSeq and is a predicted model, not a curated record.
AUGAUGAAUAUGCAGUAUGCAAGAAAGACUAGGAUCGCGAACCCCGACGAGGCCGGCGAGGCCACGAUUCUGCAGACUGGCCUGGCCGUAUGCCGGUCCAUGCACGAGGAACUAGAGAUACGACUUCAGCCAGUUAAGGGUCUUGGCAUGGGAGGAUGCGGCUUCGAAGAGGACAAGGACAAGGACAAGGACAAGGACAAGGAACCGCUCGUGUGGCCUCUUUGUUCACGACCCGGCAGUCUGGAUAGCUGGAGUCCUGAUCCCACGACUGCCGGGUGGAUGAUUCGCUGGCAAGUCGAUAGGGUGUGGCAGCCUGGGGUAUACGAGCACAAAGCGCCGAAGGACACGGCCAGAGAAUGUGGUGUAGUUAAGUUUACUCGGAGGUUUUCGACGUUUAGCGGCGGCGAUGGGAAACGGAGGUGGACAACGAGCGCCUGA